Molecule: messenger RNA, 1294 nt
Organism: Elgaria multicarinata webbii
Lineage: Eukaryota; Metazoa; Chordata; Lepidosauria; Squamata; Anguidae
Gene: CH25H
Product: cholesterol 25-hydroxylase
Exons: 1
Coding region: 19-879 (286 amino acids)
Biological process (GO): cholesterol metabolic process; sterol biosynthetic process
Cellular component (GO): endoplasmic reticulum membrane
Molecular function (GO): steroid hydroxylase activity; C-4 methylsterol oxidase activity; iron ion binding
Source: RefSeq, a predicted model, not a curated record
GCAGCAGCAGCAACAAGCAUGGAUUGCAGCCUGCAGAACAGAAGUGCGCUGCUCAACAGUAACGGGCUGAAUGACAGGCAAAGUAUGCUGGCGCUGCAGCCUCUGUGGGACUUUGUCAAAACCCAGGAGCCUUUGGUCAGGUCGCCGUUCUUCCCGGUGCUGUUCAACUUUACGAUAUACACGGCUUUCUGCCUGCCUUUCAUUGCUCUGGACUUCUUCAGUUCUCGAAUAUCAGCCUUGAGAAGAUACAAAAUCCAGCCCCAGAACUCCCCUACUCUGGGAAUGAUGGCACUUUGUGUGGCUCAAAGCCUCUAUCACCACAUCGUCUGUAUCUUCCCAGUGACCGUUGCUCAUUGGUACUGGAGACCCGUGAGCUUGCCACAGGCAGCCCCGGAGCUGCCAAGACUUUUCCUGCAUGUCAUUGUUUGCCUGCUGCUCUUUGACUUCCUCUACUUCCUGUGGCAUUUGCUCCAUCACAAGGUACCUUGGCUCUACAAGACCUUCCACAAGGUCCACCACAAGCACGUCUCUACAUUCGCUCUCACCACCCAGUACUCAAGCAUGUGGGAGUUGCUCUGGCUGGGUUUCUUUGCCGGGAUGGUUCCGAUGCUGCUGAAUUGUCAUCCGUUGACUGAAAUGACUUUCUUCAUCGCCAAUAUCUGGCUGUCAGUGGAGGAUCAUUCCGGCUAUGACCUGCCGUGGUCAACCCAUAGACUGGUGCCUUUGGGUCUGUAUGGAGGAGCUCCGCACCAUGACCUCCACCACUUGAAGUUCAAAUUCAACUACGCGCCUUACUUUACGCACUGGGACCGAUUGUUUGGGACUCUUAGCCACGCUGCCGUGGAUAACAGCGCACCUGCAAAGACCAGCAGAGACUGACUUCUAGCUCUCCUCCUGGAGGUAUUCUAUGGACAUUCUCGAGUGAAAAGAGACUGAAAACAAACUGAAAAAAGUGGAAACGGACUGAAAAGAAAUGCAAUGCACACGUUUAUAUGAAUGUAUUUAUGAAUUUUUUUAAAUUAAGUAUUUAUUACCUAUUCUUAUUUGGUAUUAAAACAGCUGUGAUGGUACAAACCAUCUGUGGGAGAGGAAAGUAGAACACACUUUUCUUACAGCAACCAUAGCUUUUAUAAAGCUGUUGUGUGUAGUCAGGGUGUAUGGAAGAGAGUUUUUGCUUGCUGAAAUGAGAGGAUGGGUGGCGAGAGUAGAAAAAUGGCUAUUAAUGAUUCCUGUGGAAAUCGUCUUGCACUGUGAAAAAAGAACAAAGAAGAAAGUGUCCUAUAAACAUUUCUGU